This is a messenger RNA of Camellia sinensis, 1332 nucleotides long. RefSeq names its product nudix hydrolase homolog 9 (gene NUDT9). NCBI's taxonomy places the organism in Eukaryota, Viridiplantae, Streptophyta, Magnoliopsida, Ericales, Theaceae. Gene Ontology annotation, molecular function: GDP-mannose hydrolase activity. The record is from RefSeq and is a predicted model, not a curated record.
GGUUGGUAGGGUGGCUUAUUUUGGGAAAACGCCCCAAAUAUCAACAUAAAAAGAAUUGUGGUAAUGGAGAAGAAGGCGAAGAACGCAGAGGCGAUCGACGAUCAAGAUCACGAUCGUCUUCCUUACAGACUUGUUCUUACUUGCCCCUCAGGUCUCUCUCCUUCACAGGUGUCAGUGGUUUUUGAUCAAGCAUUCGAUAGGAUUCCCCAUCCCGACAUCAACUUGGAAAACUCCAUUUCUGAGGUAUGGGAUCGAAGGGUCCUACAAAACACGUCGUUAUUCAAUGGCAAAAAGUUCAGGUAUGGCGGACACGACUUGAAUAGUGAAGGUGACUCCAAUCAAAAGCAUCAUGUUUGCCUACACAUUGGUUUGACAGAUUAUAGGACUUUUGUGGGGACAAACUUAAGUCUUUUGUGGGAAAAGUUUCUUGUUCCAUCAGAAGAUGAUUGUAGACAGUGCCAACACACCUCAAAUCCCCUGGGUAAUGGUGCAAUUGUUGAGACAUCUGACAAGAGAAUACUUGUGCUGCAAAGAAGUCAUAAUGUUGGGGAAUUUCCUGGACACUACGUUUUUCCCGGAGGCCAUCCUGAGCCUGAAGAAAUUGCGAUAGCAUCUCAUCAGUGUGGCAAAGACAAGAACAACACUGAGCUUAUUAAUAGAAAGAUUUCUCAGGAGAUGUUUGACAGCAUUAUCCGUGAAGUAGUUGAAGAAAUUGGAGUACCUGCAACAUCCCUUUGCUUUCCAGUCUUUAUUGGUGUAUCCCGCAGAGUUUUGAAUGUUAGACCAGCGGCAUUUUUCUUCAUAAAAUGCAGUCUUCCUUCAAAGGAAAUUCAACAACUAUAUUCUAGUGCACAAGAUGGCUACGAGUCAACACAGCUUUAUACCGUUUCAAUGAACGACUUAGAAAACAUGGCAUCUAAAAUGCCGGGCUGCCACCAAGGGGGAUUUGCACUUUAUAAAUUAAUGGUAGAAGAGAUGAAGGAUAAAUAACCGUAGAAGCUAUGAACCCAUAAAAGGUACAUACUCGGAAGUCCAUGAUUGCUACUCAAUCUAGUUUAUCUGCCCUUUACAUUUGAGUGACAUUUUUAUGCCAUCGACUUUAUCUGUCCGUAUGAUUUGUCUUCCUGAUGUAAGAACAGAAUUACUGUGGCAUAUUACUUAUACAGGUAUCAUUCUGCAUUUGUAUCAAUCUCCUACGUACUAGUCAUACUGGCUAACAUGGCUUUUCACCACAUGCCUUUUUAGUAAAACCCAAACUAUGUUGAACAUAUAUGUAAUUCAUGGUUUUAAUGGCAAAAUGAUUUUAUGGCAUUGGCACCCAUUUUAAUAGUA